UCAUGUGGCCUCCCCCUUCGAGUCGCACUGACAGGGUUGGACUGAGCUAGUGGGACACCGGGAAAAAACCCGGUGGGCCCCUGGCUCUGCACCCACAUCCGUGACAAAAGCUUCUUAAUGAGAUUAAAAACUUGUUGGGACCCCAGUCCAGUGCCACCAGGUGCAGAUAAAGGACUGGUACUUGCCAUUGAAUGGUUUUGCAAAGAAAUAUCUCCCAAAAAUGGCACAAGCUUUUGUGGAACCAGCUGGGGGUGCAUUUUGGGGCAGCUUUUAUACUUUACCACCUGGGGUGGCCAAGACCCUGUAACUACCCUUUUGCCAUUCCUGUUCAUAAAGCUGAAUACAGUAUUUGCUAGAACCUACUCCUUCCUGCAUUGAGUGAGAGGUAAGUACCUAGCAGAGCUGGUUGUCAGUAGGUUGCCUACUGAUAUCUCUCCGAGCCAGUCAUUCUGUGGCAAAAACCCUGAAUGGCAUCUAAUGCUGGUUAUGUGUUACACUGCAGGGCUACUUUGGGGUUUCCCUUAGCCAGCAGCAGCCUUUUCACUGGCAAAUGUCAGCCUUCACUGGGUUCCAUCAAUCUGGCCCUCAUAAUGUUGUUCCAUGGCAUUACCUUUGGGGUUAUAGUGUACUAUUGUGUGUAUGCACUUUGCCAGUGUUUUCCCACCUCUGAGUGGUACCAUCUAGACAAGAUGCCACUUAUGCCGCAUAUGUAAUAAAAGGCACGUUUGCCCGGGACAGUGACGUCACCCAACGCCACCAAUAAGAUGCUUGUAAACGGUCAAUGCUGUUGGAUAAUUGGUUGUUGUAGGCGAUCAUUAUCCGUAUUAUUACAUAACCACAAUGCAGACUGGGUGGUCUGGGACCAAUUAUUAGGUAACCUAAGAAACGGCUGGGACAAGUGAUCUCGGCAGGGGCGGGGAUAAAGUUCGCACCGGUUUUAACGCUACUUUGGAUGGCCGAGCAGUGCCCCGCCUACUAAGCCAAGGAUCACCAUGGUAACCUGUUGCUCAACCUAACAGCGACACGACCCGCCCAUCUUUUUUUGACUGGCGAAUAGAGUUACAUCAGCAGGUAUGUCCCUAGCUUUGAUUGGCCAGUUGGUUCCAUUGGUUUGGCUGCGAGUCUCGGCGCUUCUCUCUCUCUGUUGCCUGGGAAGCAGCGCCGCUUUCUUCUGAGCUUCCGGUGCAGAACCCGUAAGUGUCAUGGCGUCCCGUGAGGAAGUGACAGUAUAUGAAGAUGAGAUCAGAUCUCACUACGGGCGCCUGGAGAAAAUGACUGACCUGGUGGCUAUGUGGGAAGUUGCCCUCAGUGACGGAAUCCAUAAGAUAGAGUUUGAGCAUGGCACGACUUCCGGGAAGCGAGUUAUUUAUGUUGAUGGGAAGGAGAUUAUCCGGAUCGACUGGAUGUUCAAGCUGGUUGGGAAGGAGACGUUCCCGGUGGGGGCCUCUCAGACCAAGGCCACAAUUAAUAUUGAUGCUGUCAGUGGCUUUGCCUACGAGUACACACUAGAUAUAAAUGGCAAGAGCCUGAAGAAGUACAUGGAGAAUCGCUCCAAAACCACCAACACAUGGGUGCUGCACCUAGAUGGCGAGGACUGCAGGGUGGUGCUGGAAAAGGACACAAUGGAUGUUUGGUGCAAUGGAAGAAACAUGGAGACAGCGGGUGAGUUUGUGGAUGAUGGCACAGAAACACACUUCAGCAUUGGGAAUCAUGAUUGCUGUAUCAAAGCUGUGAGCAGCGGGAAACGCAGGGAAGGAAUUAUCCACACGCUCAUUGUGGACGAAAGGGAAAUUCCGGAAAGCACAGAGUAACAGACUUACCCCUGCUUUAUGGACUGACGGCAAUCUGGGAGCUGGGCUGAACUGCAGUACAUAAUAAUGGCCGUAUCCCAGCACUUCACUUGUAUUGUACAGCAAUGUGAUCACUGCAGGGAUGUUUUUCCAUUUACUCCUGGCAGGGCCUUUGAGGGAGAUAAAAAUAGUUGUGCUGCUGUAGCACCCCAUGUGUACAACAGCCCAAGCUUUAGCUCUACAGCCCACUUCAUUCUCUUCUAAGGUCCCACAAACUAGUUCAAUGUGCACUGGGGCUAUGUACCAUACAAGAACAGUACUGUAGUAAUGUGCCAGCAGGACCUGUAGGUUUACCUGUGGGUCAGACAGGUUUAGUAGUGGGUAGCAAGCCAAACUUCAUGCACUGUACCUCCCUGCUGGUGAUAUCAUUGGUCAUGCCCUUCACAGGUAAUUUUUCACAAGCGUGAAAAGUGGCUUCUGUCUGUGGAAAGUGGUACAGCAGCCUUCUGCCUUAAAGAAGGAGAAGGAAAGCUCCAAGACGGUUUAUUGCCAACAGAUAAGCCACAAUAGUGCAAGCUAUAUUUAUUCUGCAGAAUGCUUUACCAUUCUUGAGUAAACAGCUCUAGACACUGGCUCUGUUUGUUUAGGAUAGCAGCUGCCAUAUAAGCUUGGUGUGACAUCACUUCCUGCCUGAGUCUCACCCUGCUCACUUACAGCUCUGAGCUCAGAUUACAGCAGGGAUGGGAGGAGGGAGAGGAGCAAACUGAGCAUGCUCAAGCCCUAGCCCUGGAGGUUUAUGCUGAAACAGAAGCCCAUGUGUACACAAUAGAAGGAAAGCAAUGCAGUGUUUCUUUUGACAGAGGACUCAGAGCAGCAUUACUUUUAGGAUUUACUGAUGUAUUUAUAAAGACAUUUCUGAUAAAGUUUACUUAAUUUUAGCUUUUCCUUCUCCUUUAAAGGGCAAGCAUUUUAUUCUACAAAAAUCCACUGUGAAUAUUUAAUUAAUCAACAAUUAUUUUAUCUGGCAGUUUUUUUGUAAAUUUUAUAUAUAUAUUUGUUUGAGAAUUUACGCUGUGAAUUGCUGACAGAUUUCACCUGCUCUGAUUGGCUGGCACACACCAUAGCUUGGGGUGUUUUCAAUGUAGAAUAACUUUAGGUGAGAGAUUUCAGUCAUUAGCCAUUUAUAUCUCAAACUAUAAGGAAAUAACGUGUAUAUGUCAAAAAUAAAUAUGUAUCAUAUGCUCCAGUCCAGUAUUUUUACCAAUCACAUUUCCCUUUUAAUGCAGAGUGAGAUAAUUAAACUGUGGUUUUUAAGUUGA
Molecule: messenger RNA, 3109 nt
Organism: Xenopus laevis (African clawed frog)
Lineage: Eukaryota; Metazoa; Chordata; Amphibia; Anura; Pipidae
Gene: faim.S
Product: Fas apoptotic inhibitory molecule S homeolog
Exons: 6
Coding region: 1203-1811 (202 amino acids)
Source: RefSeq, a predicted model, not a curated record